Molecule: messenger RNA, 4632 nt
Organism: Lagenorhynchus albirostris (white-beaked dolphin)
Lineage: Eukaryota; Metazoa; Chordata; Mammalia; Artiodactyla; Delphinidae
Gene: ARSJ
Product: arylsulfatase family member J
Exons: 4
Coding region: 1852-3651 (599 amino acids)
Source: RefSeq, a predicted model, not a curated record
UUCCUCUACCUCACUCCAGCUGGCUGGUAUCUCCCAGAUGGGAGCUUACACAAUCGUGGAACGUCAAUUUUUGCAACUGUCACCCAAGAGGUACCUCCAGAUCCCCUGCUCUGGAGGUCAGCAGAAUUUACCAUUGUGGUCCCACAUUACUAUAUAUAUUUUCAUACUUUAAAAGCUGCUGCCUGAGAAUCUGGCUUCCAGUUAGUCUGAAAUAAUGUGCUAAGCUUCUUCCCCUUGGGAAACUGACAGGUCUGGGCACACCCUCAACAACUGGGAGCUAUUAAAAAUAAAAUAGCCUGCUUGGACAAUCACAAAGGUUCCAGAGACAACCAAGAGCUGGGGCAAGGUUGAACAGUAAGUUUCAUCUUCUACACAAGGCUACUUCUUCAAAACUGGGAGAGGUAGCUCUUUCAUCUGAUACAUAGAAACAGAGAGUUGAGCAAAAUGAGGAAACAGAGGAAUGUGUUCCAAAUGAAAGAACAGAUAAAAACCUCGGUAAAACCUUAUGAAAUGAGGUACGUAAUUUACCUGAUAAAGAGUUCAACAUAAUGGUCAUAAAGAUGCUCCCUGAACUUGGUAGAAAAAUGGAUGAACUGUGGGAACUUCAACAAAGAGACAGAAAAUAUAAGAAAGUACCAAACAGAAGUUACAGAGCUGAAGCAUACAAUAACUGAACCGAAAAAUACACUACCAGGGUUCAACAGCAGACUAAAUGAAGCAGAAGAAAGAACGGCACCUGGCACCUCAGAAGCUAGAAAAAGUUUGCAUGCACAGCAUUCGGAAUGGGAGAGCGGUCUCUUGAUUUGCAGACCCGUGAGGAGAAGCGCCCACUUCACCCUUCCCCGUUCCCGCCGCCGUUUUCCCCCUCUCCGGAGGAUGGAGGGCAGUCCUCGAGACCCAGGGAAGCGGUAGCCCAGGCGGAUCCCCCUGGAUCCAGCAGGGCUCAAGCAGCGGGCAGCUCUCUCUCCGGCAAAACCUCCCCUCCCUCCUCCCUCCUCCUCCCGAAAAGGAAAAAGAUCGAACCUCUAAACCGGCUUUACCCCUCCCCCUCUUCCUGGGGGAGCUAAAGCAGAGAAUACAGUUCUGUGAUUCACUGGAGAGAAAAGAGGGUGGAGGCAGCAGAGAACUCCAGUGCCAAAACUAAGUAAGUUCUCUGACAAAACGCACGCAGCUUGCGGCGCCUCCGCCGGGCCACCAACCCCGCGGAGACCAAGUGGGCUUGGCGUGGAGCGUGCACGGGGUCAGGGACCCACUUCGGUCCCCGUGCGCUCCAGCAGCGGAGAGAAGGAACAGCUGCUCGAAAUUCCUGCGGAGAAGAGGUGGUCAGCGGUGGAGGGAGAUCAGUAAAGCGGGCUGUUUUUGUCAUUUCGCCGCCUGGUGACCGGACUGCCGGACCUACGGUCGACCCCGCAACCAACGGUGCGCGCGCCCCUGGGAGAACCUCACUCCUCCACCUCGAGGGCGAAAAGUUAUGGCUACGAAAAGUUCCUGCCCAAGGUGAUUAUCAAUUCCUUACUUGAUUUUUUUUUUCUCUUGAGAACUUUUGGGUGGAGGCAUUAACUUUUUGUGUGGCAGCUACUUUGGGGAGCGAGGAGGAGAAGGAAAAAGUGCGAUCUGAUGGAGAAAAGCGACUCCUUGGUCUCUGACACGUCCCAUCCCCUAAGCCACCACGUGUAGAAGAUUAAAGUUGUUGGACGUGUUGACAGCUGAGAGGAGCACGGACUUCUUUCCAGGCGGAGACCCCUCCACCUCCACCGCCUGUUGGUUCUACCCCUCCUGCGUGCAUGUGUGCGCCAGCGGCGGCGCGCGGUGCGUUGUUCUGCCUUGGAGUUUCAGCCGGGACCAGAGUGAAUGGCCCCCAGGGGCUGCUCGGGACCUCCGUCGCCGCCACUUCCUCCGCAGGCCUGGGUCUGGCCCGGAAAGAUGCUAGCCAUGGGGGUGCUGGCAGGCUUCUGGGUCCUCAGCCUCCUCACCUACGGUUACCUGUCCUGGGGCCAGGGCUUGGAGGAGGAAGAGGAAGGGGCUAUGCGACCUCAAACUGGAGAGAGACCAGAGCCCAGCAUAACUACCAUCUCCCAGCCCCAUCUCAUUUUCAUCCUAGCGGAUGAUCAGGGAUUUAGAGAUGUGGGUUACCACGGAUCGGAGAUAAAGACUCCCACUCUUGACAAGCUUGCUGCCGAAGGAGUUAAACUGGAGAACUACUAUGUCCAGCCUAUUUGCACACCGUCCAGGAGUCAGUUUAUUACUGGAAAGUAUCAGAUACAUACCGGACUUCAACAUUCUAUCAUAAGACCUACACAGCCCAACUGCUUACCUCUGGACAAUGCAACCCUACCUCAGAAGCUGAAAGAGGUUGGAUAUUCAACACAUAUGGUUGGAAAAUGGCAUUUGGGUUUUUAUAGAAAAGAAUGUAUGCCCACCAAGAGAGGAUUUGAUACCUUUUUUGGUUCCCUCUUGGGAAGUGGCGAUUACUAUACACACUACAAAUGUGACAGUCCCGGGAUGUGUGGCUAUGACUUGUACGAAAAUGACAAUGCUGCCUGGGACUACGACAAUGGCAUAUACUCCACACAGAUGUACACUCAGAGAGUGCAGCAAAUCUUAGCUUCUCGUGACCCCAGAAAGCCUCUAUUUUUAUAUAUUGCCUACCAAGCUGUGCACUCUCCACUGCAAGCCCCUGGCAGGUAUUUUGAACACUACAGGUCCAUUAUCAACAUAAAUAGGCGCAGGUAUGCUGCCAUGCUUUCCUGCUUAGACGAAGCAAUCAACAAUGUGACCCUGGCUCUAAAGACAUAUGGUUUCUAUAACAACAGCAUUAUCAUAUACUCUUCAGAUAACGGCGGCCAGCCCACAGCAGGAGGAAGUAACUGGCCCCUCAGAGGUAGCAAAGGAACCUACUGGGAAGGGGGGAUCCGGGCUGUUGGCUUCGUGCACAGUCCACUUCUGAAAAACAAGGGAACGGUGUGUAAGGAGCUUGUGCACAUCACUGACUGGUACCCCACUCUGAUUUCACUGGCUGAAGGACAAAUUGAUGAGGACAUUCAACUGGAUGGCUAUGACAUCUGGGAGACCAUAAGUGAAGGCCUUCGUUCUCCCCGAAUAGAUAUUUUGCACAACAUCGACCCCAUUUAUACCAAGGCGAAAAAUGGCUCCUGGGCGGCAGGCUAUGGGAUCUGGAACACUGCCAUCCAGUCGGCCAUCAGAGUGCAGCACUGGAAACUGCUCACAGGGAACCCCGGGUACAGUGACUGGGUGCCCCCUCAGUCGUUCAGCAACCUAGGGCCGAACCGGUGGCACAACGAACGGAUUACGUUGUCAACUGGCAAAAGUGUAUGGCUGUUCAACAUCACAGCCGACCCCUACGAGAGAGUGGACCUUUCUAACAGGUAUCCCGGAGUUGUGAAGCAGCUCCUCCGGAGGCUCUCACAGUUCAACAAGACCGCGGUGCCUGUCAGAUACCCCCCCAAAGACCCCAGAAGUAACCCUCGGCUCAAUGGAGGAGUCUGGGGACCAUGGUAUAAAGAGGAAAACAAGAAACAGAAGUUACGCAAAAAUAAGACUGAGAAGAAGCAGAAGAAAAGUAAGACAAAGAAGAAACAGCAGAAAGUGGGUUCGUUUACAAAUUGCCGAUUGGGUGUUCCUCGUGGAUAGGUACAAAUUUUUUCCUGUCUGGUUAAACUUAAAUCAGUACUUAGUCUUUCACCAGUUUUCUAGGUGAACCAGCAUGUUUUUGGCUCAGUAGGAUUCCUGCCAUCAGCUUCGCUGUUUUCGUGUUGUGCUACUCCAGAGACUUCUGCCACCGGGAAAGCUUGUGCUCAGUGUCAAAGGUGCUACUCUUGGAAGCCAUGCUUAGAGCAGAAAGGAGAUGUUUGUUUCUCUUGGUCGUUUAUAAAAGGUGGUCAGUGACGAGUCCAGCUGUUGUGCUUCAGUCAAUUGACCAAACACUAUGCUUUAAAUUAUAACAUUGGACUGUAACCUGCAAUUGAUGGACAUGCUACUUUGAUGGAAGUUACAGAGCAGCAUGAUUAAAAACCACCUUUGAUGAAGUGUAGUCAAAGGUUGCAUCACCUCAAAGGCCUUGAAGAACAUUUUUUUCUUAGAGAAUUUUUGUAUAUCUAUCAUAGGGCACUUGGGUUUUUUUAAUUAAUUCUAUUUCAUAUAUCAUUUCCUUUCCUGUGAAAAUAAGCUGUUUUUCUCACAUGUGAACAGCUUGCACCUCACUUUAUCAUGCAUAAGGGAAUGGCAAAUAAGAAAGUUUGAGCACACUGCCAAAACGUGAAUGUAACUAUUUUCUAAACACUUUAAUAGAAUGAUGUUUCAGAAUAAAGUACAUAAUUUAUUUUUACAGAAAAAAUAUUAAUUAUUUUGUUUUCAUAAAUAGUUAUACAAAUGACUUUUAAUUAUUUUAUUUUUAUUUUCUACAUACCAUUAGAAGAAUUUUAUUUCAUAUUAUCAAGAUUAUCAAGCACUGUAAUACUAUAAAUUAAUAGUGUGUGAAUUUAUAGAAUAUAAAAAGAAAAAAAUGAUAAUCAUCAUUGUUCAACCAUUAUUUUGAAUGUAAUAAGAUGAAUAUAUUCCUUACAAAUUACUUGGAAAUUCAGCGUUUGUACAGAAUUGAGAGACAACUUUAUU